Molecule: messenger RNA, 3264 nt
Organism: Mugil cephalus (flathead mullet)
Lineage: Eukaryota; Metazoa; Chordata; Actinopteri; Mugiliformes; Mugilidae
Product: methylcrotonoyl-coenzyme A carboxylase 2
Exons: 12
Coding region: 173-1906 (577 amino acids)
Biological process (GO): L-leucine catabolic process
Cellular component (GO): methylcrotonoyl-CoA carboxylase complex; mitochondrion
Molecular function (GO): methylcrotonoyl-CoA carboxylase activity
Source: RefSeq, a predicted model, not a curated record
GGUAGAGACACAUUUAAAAGCGUAGCCAAGCGACAUAACAUAUAAAGCGGCGAAGAAGAAAAUACAGGAAGAAGACUCUUCCAUAUGAUGCUGUGCGGCUAUGGAGUAGCUGCUGUUUUUUCUUUGCCAUAAACAUAUUAGCUGUCAAAAGUAGUAAUUAAUACACACAGAUAUGCACCGCUGCAUUGCAAGGUUCGCUGAGCACCGCUGGCACUGCUCAGUCCGCUGCAUGAGCUCUGCAGUUGGGAAGAGGAGAGCUCUGCGCAGUGCCUUCCCAGUGCUGGACCUGCCCCUGCAUCCCAUCCAGAAACAUGUAUACGAAGCAAACCUCCGAAACAGCAACGCCUGCCUGAAGAAAUACGCAGAGUUUAGUGAGAAGGUAAGGAAAGGGGGAGGAGAGAACGCCACAGCUAGACACACUCAGAGAAACAAGAAGUUGCUUGUCAGGGAUCGACUGCGCCUCCUGUUGGACGAUGAGGACUUCUUGGAGCUUUCCCAGUUUGCUGGUUUGGGUCUGCCGUAUGGUGACAUCCCUUCAGCCGGCUGCCUGACUGGCAUUGGCAGGAUCAACGGCCUGUGGUGCAUGUUCAUUGCCAACGACGCCACGGUGAAAGGCGGCACGGCGUAUCCAAUCACGGUGAAGAAGCAGCUGCGAGCGCAGGACAUAGCGAUACAGAACCGCCUGCCUUGUGUCUACCUAGUUGACUCUGGAGGAGCCUUCCUACCGCUGCAGUCAGAGAUCUUUCCCGAUAAGAAUCAGGGAGGAAGGACGUUCUACAAUGAAGCCAUCAUGUCUGCCAUGAAGAUCCCCCAGGUUUCAAUCGUGUGCGGGUCAUGUACGGCCGGUGGAGCUUACAUCCCCACUAUGGCGGAGGAGACGGUGAUGGUGCACCGGAUAGGAACCAUAUUCUUGGGAGGACCUCCACUUGUUAAAGCCGCCACAGGAGAGGAGGUGACACCGGAGGACCUGGGAGGAGCCAGGCUUCACGCUGAGGUGAGUGGCUGUGUGGACCACUUUGCCUGGGAGGAGAAGGAGGCGUUUGAGUACACCAGAAACAUCAUAUCCACCCUCAACUUCCAACUUCCAGAGGAAGAGGAGGAGACGACGACGACGACGAAGAAGAAGAAAGCAGAGGAGGAGCCGCUGUACAGUUCAGAGGAGCUUUUGGGUCUCGCUCCGCAGAGUUACAACUACAGCCUAGAUGUUAAAAUGGUCGUGAGUCGACUGACAGACGGGAGCCGCUUCCAGGAGUUUAAAGCUCGCUAUGGAACCACACUCGUCACUGGGUUCGCAAAGAUCUGCGGCCACCUGGUGGGAAUAAUAGCCAACAACGGAGAUCUGUCGUAUGAGGCGGCGCUAAAAGGAAGCCACUUUGUCCAGCUGUGUGACCAGAGAGACAUCCCACUCCUCUUCCUCCAGAACACAGCACCUACACCAGCGCUAACGCUGUCCACAACGCAGGCAGAAACAAACACAAACCGCCUUAAGGCUCAGGGCUCAAUGAUGUCAGCAGUAGCUUGUGCCUCCGUCCCCAAAAUCACUGUGGUGAUUGGUGGUUGCCACGGUGCUGACAGCUAUGCUAUGUGUGGGAGGGCGUUUGACCCUAACUUCCUGUUCCUGUGGCCCAACGCCAGAGUAUCAUUGACGGCUCCGGGUCACGCCGGCUCGCUGCUUCCCCCUGAUGGUGAGCAGGAAGAAGAGCUGAAGAAGAAGCAGGAGGAGAAGCUGAACGGGAGGUUAAAGGAGGAGAGCUCAGCAUUCUUCUCCUCCGGCAGGAUGUGGGAUGACGGAGUCAUUCUGCCACAGGACACCAGGAAGGUUCUCAGAGAUGCCCUGGACAUCAUCAAACAGCAGCACUAUCAGCUGUCUACAGAGAAACUGCAGUCAGCACUUCUUCGUAUAUAGAGGCUUCUGCCUUCACUGUCUCUGGACACUACAAACAUCUGUCUGUCCCUUUCUUCUAACUGCAGCCUCAGGCCCCAUUUAUACCUGGUAUUAUUAACCAGUGGUCAGAUCGGAUCUCAGUUAGGGGCUCUGUAUGUAAAUAAACACGGACAUCAUUUGCUGUGAAAUAGUAAAAAAAUCUUCUGCAUCAAAGCUACCUCUGUUUCAGGACCAUGGACAGCGCUGUGGCCUGACAUGAUGAACAUGUUUUUAACAUGUUAAGUUAUGUUUUUAUUGAUCUCCAGCCUGACGUUGGGUCUUUUAGGUGCCACACAAAGCUCAGUCUAUGACUGGAACCCUGGAAGUGUCGAUACUCUGAGUAAAUCUCCUGUAAUAAAUAUAAAUGAAGCUGCAAGUCAUUGUCGAGAAAUAGCUCGAUUCCACACGACUACAUUGUUAUUCAAAUACAUGCAGAUUCUGAUUUAUAUGAGAAAAUGAUACAUAGCCUUCUGAUAUUCAGUAAUUGUAUUUAUUAAUCUGUUAUUGUUUAGAUAUAUCAGUUUAGUUGGUAAACAGCUACGAGACCUUCAUUACCAAUGAACAGACACUUUCAUUCAAAAUGGCUGCUGUGGAUUUUGUUUCAGAUCAUGUGGUUCAAGGUGUCAGAUCUUAAAUGUGUUCUUAAAGCAUCUUGUGUUCAGACCUGUACCUGGAGUUUCUUUUCACUUGGACUGAGAUUAUUUUUUAGGAAAUCAUGAAUACAAUUCCCUCCACCUACAAGAACUUCAGGUUAAAUAUUUGUAACAUUCAAGAACAUUUUUUCACUGUUUCCAGAAGGUUGAAGUGCCUCAUCAGGUUUUUGCUUUAUGGCCUCAGCUUUGAAGGUACACGUCAGGUUGACAGUCUGUGCUACAAUGAAUGAAUAUUUCAGACUUGAGUUGACGUUUGGGCUUCUACACAAAGCUCCUCUCUUAGCCUUUCCUACAUGUGUUCCAUCUUUACUGAUCCAAAACAAUCAAUUCAAUCACAGCUGUUGUGGACCAUGGAGCGUAGUUACAUUUCUGGGGAGGUGUAGGUCAGGCUACAACGCUGGGGUCUGCAUAUGCUCUGCUCUGACGCCAUAACUAAAGCGUCAAAUUGACACAGAAGCCUCAACAGCCUAUUAGCCUUAAACAUCAUUGAAGAAAGGUCUUGAAUUAAUUCAUUUUUUUCUUGAUUUUCCAGAUUGUUGUGUCAAAGACUUUUUUAAAUUUAGUGUCCUGAACGCAGCUAUAACCUGUAGCGUUAUUACAUUGAAAAAUUUGCAAUAACAGAUGUAAUUAUUGUAAUAUUGUUUGUUUAUUGUGUAUAAAACAGGAUAAAGAUGUUUUGAAAUUUCA